AUGUCUUCGCAUUACACGACCGAACCUCCCCCAACUGCCUCAGUUCUUGUCCAUACCACCGCUGGCCCUCUCACAAUAUCUCUGUUCGCGAGCCAAACGCCCCUGACAUGCAGGAACUUCCUGCAGCAUGUCCUGGACGAGGACUACAACAACAACAUCUUCCAUCGUGUCUCUCCGGGCUUUGUAAUUCAAACAGGCGAUCCCACCGGGACCGGAGAAGGUGGACAGCACAUAUACGAGGACAGGGAAUUUGAGCGAUAUGACGAAGACUGGGCACGGCUGAUGGGCCGGGAAGAAGGAGAGAAGAUUAAUUUUGGAGAUGAAAUCCACAGCAGGCUGCGGUUCAAUAGGAGGGGGCUGGUUGGUAUGGCCAAAGGCACCGGGGACGGCGCGGGAUAUGGCAGUCAGUUCUUCAUCACGCUCGGAGAUUGUAGGGCUGAACUAGACGGCAAGUGCACCAUGUUUGGCCGGGUCGAGGGCGACGGCAUUUACAACGUGGUCAAAAUCGCGGAAGGCGAGCUGCUGGAGGGCAGUGAGAGACCAAUGUAUCCCGAGAAGAUUCUCAGGGUUGAAAUCAUUGAGAUGCCAAAAGGUGACGCAUGGCAGAAGAUGCGGAAAAGGAACAAAGUCGCAGAGCGUACUGUCGAAGCUCCUGCAAAGAAAAAGGCUGCGAAAAAGAAGGGCGGGAAGACGCUGCUCAGUUUUGCCGGGGACGAAGGUGAAGACGAUGUUGGUCCAGUCGCUGUGCGACCAAAGAAACCUAAAUUUAAUCCGGCCUUGAUCGAUAGCGACGAUGUGCCUGAAUCAAAGCCAAAGCCAAAGGCGAACGGCACAGCGCCUAAACCUCAGUCCCUCGAGAAACCGCAACGAAGAUCACCUUCACCCACAGUUCCGCAAAAGCGCAAAGCAAGUGUCGCAGGUUCAACAAAAUCUCCGUCGCCGGUACAGCGGCGGAAGCCAUCAUUCCACGACCCACUGACUCAACUCCCUCUGCGUAAUCCAGAAUCGCCGUCUCGAUCACCAACACCGGAAGAACAACCGGCAGCGUCCAAAACCUCUGCACUGGAAGCCGAGAUCGCUGCCUUGAAAGCGUCUAUGCGCCGGAACGUGGACAACAAUGCCAAUGGUUCCAAGACUAAGAAGUCAGCUUUAGAAUCAUUGAUCCCGGCAACAAGUACGAGAGGUCGCAAACGGCCUCGUCCAGGCGAAACCAAUGCGCAUGACGAAGCCAAAGCGCUCAAGAUGCUAAACGCAUUCAAAGCACGGCUGGAGUCAGCCGAUGCACAGGGUAAAGCAGCUCACUCUUCCAAGCCCGCCAAUGGCCACAAAGAUGACAAAGACAACAACUCCUCUACGGAAACCCAAGAACCAGUAGCCGAUCCGCCCCCAUCGAAACGCGGUGACGGCGGAGGGGAAGAAGACGAAGAAGCGGUCUUGUGCGACCUGCAUUUCAUCGCAAACUGCCAAUCGUGUUCGAAAUGGGACGACCCGACCAACGCCGAGGCCGACGAAUCCGAGGACGAUUCGCAGUGGAUGAGCCACUCGUUGUCGUUCGCCAAAGACCGGCUCGGCAAGGACCUGAACUGGAAGAGGAAGAACGAAGAUGAACUGGUGGUCAUUGACCCGCGCGAGAAGGAGAAGGAGUUGAAGAUGGGAAAGAGGCGCGACAGAGAUCAAGAUCGGGAGAGGGACAAAGGAAAAGGCAAGGGCAAGGAGAGACGGUGGUAA
Messenger RNA from Fonsecaea nubica, 1728 nucleotides. RefSeq lists its product as hypothetical. Lineage: Eukaryota; Fungi; Ascomycota; Eurotiomycetes; Chaetothyriales; Herpotrichiellaceae. The transcript has a single exon. Gene Ontology annotation, cellular component: catalytic step 2 spliceosome. The record is from RefSeq and is a predicted model, not a curated record. Gene Ontology annotation, molecular function: peptidyl-prolyl cis-trans isomerase activity. Gene Ontology annotation, biological process: protein peptidyl-prolyl isomerization. The coding region runs from base 1 to 1728 and encodes 575 amino acids.